Messenger RNA from Schizosaccharomyces japonicus yFS275, 459 nucleotides. RefSeq names its product nascent polypeptide-associated complex beta subunit. The transcript has 2 exons. Gene Ontology annotation, cellular component: cytoplasm; nascent polypeptide-associated complex. The coding region runs from base 1 to 459 and encodes 152 amino acids. The record is from RefSeq and is a predicted model, not a curated record. NCBI's taxonomy places the organism in Eukaryota, Fungi, Ascomycota, Schizosaccharomycetes, Schizosaccharomycetales, Schizosaccharomycetaceae.
AUGGAUUCCGCCAAGUUGUCUAAAUUGCAAGCCGGCGUUCGUAUCGGUGGUAAGGGUACUCCCCGUCGUAAGGUUAAGAAGCCUUCCAAGGCUGCUCUUAGUGCCGCCGAUGAGAAGAAGGUCCAAACUUCUUUGAAGAAGUUGAACAUGCAAGCUCUUGCCGGUAUCCAAGAGGUCAACAUGUUCAAGGAGGACGGCAACGUCAUUAACUUCCAAGCUCCUACCGUUCAUGCCUCUCUCCCCAACGAGACCGUUGCUAUCUACGGUAAGCCCCAAGAGAAGUCUUUUGCCGAGAUUCUCCCCGGUGUCUUGAACAAUUUGGGUCCUGAGUCCCUUGCUGCCCUCCGCAAGAUGGCUGAGCAAUUGAAGGUCAGCGAGGGCAAGGCUGACGGCGAGGCCGGUAAGGAUGCCGAUGGUGACAUUCCUGACCUUGUCGAGAAGUUUGAUGAGCAAGACUAA